AUGUCUAAAUUCGGAAUGUGGCAGACCGUCCUUGUCAUCGAAAACGAUAUCCUCAACAAUGGUACACUUUCUAGUAUUCCGGGCAACUCGGGUGACCUCAACCUUGCAGCCAUUAAUAUCGUGGGCGGCGGUUCGUACAAGGGUCUGGAAAAGUACUUCUUGAAAAGCAACCACUUCGAUGCCCCAUCCGCUGAGACCACUAAGGAGUUUAACAUUUCUUACGAUGUAAAGGUUUAUGGAAUUGGCCCAGUAAAGGUAUCAAUCCCGGACUGGCAGUUUCCAGACAUGAAGAAGCUUUUCGCCUCAUGGAACAGCGUGGACAUUCCGCAUCCGAGAGAGGGCUUCGUCGACCCGGUCGGAGUAUACUGGAGCCCCAAUUCGAUAAAUAAAGACACGGCUACCCGUACUACAUUGCGUUCCGCAUACUAUGACCGCAUUGCUUCUAAGCGCUCGAACUUAGAGCUUUUGACGGGCACACACUUUACGUCAAAGAACAUGGGAGUUCAGUCACAGGCUGUCGCAGCGAAAGAGGUCAUUCUUGCCGCUGGUGGUGUCUUUACCCCUCAUCUACUCAUGGUAUCCGGCAUUGGACCAAAGGACGUUCUCCAGGCCGCUGGUGUGACUAUCAAAAUGGACCUCCCAGCCGUGAGUUCCAACUUCCAAGACCAUAUCGCCAACUACAUGAACUUCAACCUCGAAGGCUACGCCAAAGACAGUAUUGUUGCUAUCAACACCAACGCGACCUACAACCAGACGGUCUACGACUUAUACCUCUCCUCUAAGACAGGUCCCUACUCGGUCGGUCGUGCUAAUGGGCUCGUUUUUAUGGCUCUUCAACACUUCGAGCCCACCUAUAAAGCCAUCGUUGAUAAGAUUCGCGCUCAGAGGGCUGAGAACUUCCUUCCUGAGCGUUACUCGAAGAGCGCGCCACUUCUCCACGGGUUCAAGAAGCAAGUUGAUAUCCUAGCAAAACAAUUUGCUGCGGCGAAGGCUGCUGUUGGCGAAAUCGUCAUUCAGCCCUGGGGUUUCUCCGGUAUUGCUAACAACAAGCCUUUGUCUCGUGGGGCCAUCACCUUGAAUACUACACAUCCAGAGGCAUAUCCGAUCGUUCAGUGGAACACCAUCCAGAAUCCGCACUGGGCGCGCCCGGAAUUAGCGAGCUACAACCCCGUCGAAACAAGCCCAGGGCUGCAGUAUCAGACUGAUGAGGAGAUAGUUCAGGGUGGCAUCAAGAGUGGAUCCCUUUCCCCAACAUUUGCACACCCUAGCGGUGGUUGCAGUAUGAUGCCGGAAUCCUUGGGUGGCCGUGUUAACGAGAAGCUGCAGGUAUAUGGCGUCGCAAAGCUGAGCGUCAUCGACGCUAGCAUCAUCCCCCUUAUUCCUGCCACGCAUCUGCAGGCUACCAUGUAUGCAAUUGCAGAGAAGGCGAGUGAUAUUAUUAAGGCGCGUGCGUGA
Molecule: messenger RNA, 1455 nt
Organism: Paraphaeosphaeria sporulosa
Lineage: Eukaryota; Fungi; Ascomycota; Dothideomycetes; Pleosporales; Didymosphaeriaceae
Product: FAD/NAD(P)-binding domain-containing protein
Exons: 7
Coding region: 1-1455 (484 amino acids)
Biological process (GO): secondary metabolite biosynthetic process
Molecular function (GO): flavin adenine dinucleotide binding; oxidoreductase activity, acting on CH-OH group of donors
Source: RefSeq, a predicted model, not a curated record